GUGGCACAAUAGACAUUACAGUACAUGAGAUCCAAGAAAACUAUUGCCUGAAGGAGUUACACAAGGCAGCUGGAGGUGGAUGGGGAGGCAACACAGUGGAUGAAAACUUCACUGAUUUCCUCAAGGAAAUAUUCAGUGAUGGUGUAUGGGAUGAAUAUGUGAAGAGCCACCCUACUGAAUUACAACAUAUGAUGUACUGCUUCAGUCUACAGAAAUGCUCUGCUAGUAGAGAGGAGGUCUACAUACGUUGCUACUAUAACUUGACCAGAGUGGCAGAGUGCAAGAAGAACAUCUCCCACUUCUUCAAAAAAGUAAAAGGAGCUUUGUGGUGUGACGGGAUGAUCAUGAUUACAUAUGAGAAAAUGAAAAGCUUUUUUGACUACAGUAUCAGAAAUAUUGUUUGUACUUUGAGGGAAAUUCUUGGCAAGCCUGAGAUAGCCAAGGUCCAGUACAUUUUGCUUGUGGGGGGCUUUGCAUCUAGCAUCAUCUUGAGAGAUGCGAUCAGUCAGGCCUUUAGCAAGAAGUAUCAUAUCCUUUGUCCAGUGGAGGCCCAAGUGGCCAUUGCAAAAGGGGCUGUUUUAUUUGGCAUCAAGCCACACAUUGUUACCUCAAGAGUCAGCGCUCGGACAUAUGGUUUAGCAGUAAGUCAAAAAUUUGAUGCUGCUAUCCAUGACUUCAGUAAACGAAGGGUCUCAAAAGCUGAUGGCUAUAUUUAUUGCACAAAUCUCUUCAAGAAAUUAGUGGGAAUUGAGGAGUCAGUGAAUAUAAAUGAAGUUGCCCACUAUAAUUUCCAUCCAUCAGAACCAGAUCAAACAUGUGCAUGCUUUUCUUUCUACUGUACAGAAAAGCAGGAUGCUCAGUACAUAGAUGAGGAAGGGAUGGAACAGCUUGGUUCCUGUACAGUGCCAAUGCCAGACACAAAGCUGGGGAGGAACCGUCAACUGAAGCUGGAUAUUAAAUUUGGGCUCACUGAAUUUAAAGCCACAUGCACUGACGUUACUUCCAAACAAAGUCAGGUGGUUAUAAUAGAUUUUUUAGCUGCGUAA
Molecule: messenger RNA, 1046 nt
Organism: Pelecanus crispus (Dalmatian pelican)
Lineage: Eukaryota; Metazoa; Chordata; Aves; Pelecaniformes; Pelecanidae
Source: RefSeq, a predicted model, not a curated record